Molecule: messenger RNA, 1117 nt
Organism: Pezoporus occidentalis (night parrot)
Lineage: Eukaryota; Metazoa; Chordata; Aves; Psittaciformes; Psittacidae
Product: C-type lectin domain family 17, member A-like
Exons: 9
Coding region: 112-1065 (317 amino acids)
Source: RefSeq, a predicted model, not a curated record
CUCGGAAAGGUCAGGAUUGUGCAAGCCGCUUCCUUCCCUUCCUUGGGAUGCGCUGGCUCCUCCUCCCCGCCCCAUAGAAAGGGGCCAGGAUCCAACGGGAACGGCUCCGAGAUGCAGCCGGGAGACGCCUUGGAGGAGCUGGAGCUGGGGGAGCAGGAGCAGGAAGCCCCUAAAGGAGGAGAGCAUCCAUUGGGGAACGCUCUUUGGGAUCGCCUCAUCCCGGGAAUAUCCAUCCCUCCAGCCUUGCUUCCUGAUCGAGCCAUUGCUUUGCUCUCCGUGCUCCUGGCCCUCUCCUUUGUGCUCCUCAUGGCUCUGAGCAUCGUGAACUUCCGGAGAGUAUCCAUGGCAUGGGAAGCAUUGGAAGAGGCUCGGAUGCGGGAUGAGAGCAGCCACACAGCGGCAUGGCUCAACCUCUCGCAGGUCCAGCACGCUCUCGACAAGCAGCUCUCCAAGGAGGCCAAGGCCGUUCGCAUCCAACUCCUCAAUGUGUCUCAGGAGGUGGAGAAGAUGCAGGGGAGGAUGGCGCAGUGUGAAGCGGGAUGCGGGAAGGAGCUCUUGGGUCGCCUCCAAGACCUGGAGGCAAGGAAUGCGCUGGAGCCGGUGCUGCAGCAGCUGGAGGAGGUGAAGCGGGAGCUCUCCGUGGUGCUGGAGGAGUCGCGCGGCCUAUCGAGAAUCCUGUGCCCCACGUGUCCCCCCGGGUGGCUGCAGUUCGCCAGGACCUGCUACUUCUUCUCCAGCACCACCAAAUCCUGGUUGGAAGCCAAGGAAUUCUGUGGGGACCUCAAUGGGCACUUGGCCACCGUCAGCUCCGAGCAGGAGAAUAAAUUCCUGGCAAAUCACGUCAUGGAGAACCGGAUCUUCUGGCUGGGGCUGACAGAUUCCUCCAGGGAAGGCCAUUGGCAAUGGGAGGAUGGGAGCUCCCUCUCCGUCUCCUUCUGGAAUAGCGGCGAGCCCAACAACGUGGGGGAGCACGGGGAGGAUUGUGCCACCAUCUUCUCCAAUGGGCGCUGGAAUGAUGUGUCCUGCUCCAACAAGGAAGCUUGGAUCUGCGAGCGCUCUUGUUGAUGCCCCCCCUUCCAAAAGGAUCCAAAUGGGGGGGGGGAACCAGGAAAAACAU